ACUUUUUACAAGAUCGUGUAUACUUUUUACAAGAUCGUGUAUAUGGGUAUUCAGUAUAUAGAAACAUGCUUACUUCUUUAGAUGGUAUUUUACUUGGGCGUACAGUUUUUAAAUAGAUUUUUUUAAUUUUUAAACAUAAAAUUUCUUGAGUUCAUGAUAAUAGUUUGAAAAUGUGAACGAAUGCUUACUUGUUUAGAUGGUAUUUUACUUGGGUGUACAGUUUUUAAACAGAUUUUUUAAUUGUUAAAGACGUAAAAUUUUUAGAGUUCAUAAUAAUAGUUUGAAAAUGUGAACUUUUUUCUUCGAUCCAAAUACUGAGGAAAAAAAAAUAGUUUAAUUUCCUAAUUUUGUUUGACCUUGUUUAAAAUUUUAUGUACGAGGUUAUCGCUGCAAAUAUCUUACAGCUGUUGUGUCUAAUCUCGUUCACCCGCUUAUGACUGUAAGUAUAGCUCAGGUUGGGAUCUCAGCCCCACCUCGGAUAGUCUUCAGAGAGUCUCAAGCCCUGUCCCAGCCCAUGAAUAAUGUUGACUAUGAGAGCCAGCUGCCCUCUGGCUCCUCUAAUCGGGAUUUACAGAGAUUCAUCCAAAGAUUUUUUCAAUGGAGAAUCAUGAGGAUUUCUACACUGAUUUUGCUCUCUGUGGUGGCUUCAGUGUCUGUUUUGUGUAGCAGUGCAUUUGCCAGUACAGAUUCGUCCAUCAAGGCUUCGGGGUUAGGGUUGAAGAUUGCAGAGUUUAUGAGGAGAUCUGGGUGGCCUGAUGAGGUUAUAGUGUUUAUAUUAGCUAGUCUUCCUGUACUGGAGCUGAGAGGGGCUAUUCCUGUGGGGUAUUGGAUGCAGUUGCAGCCCUUCAAAAUUUCCGUAUUGGCUGUCUUGGGAAACAUGGUGCCUAUUCCUUUCAUUUUACUCUAUUUGAAACGGAUCACAGAUUUUGUGGGAAAGAGGAGUUCUGUUGCUUCAAGCUUCCUGCAAAAUCUAGUUGAAAGAACAAGGAAAAAAGCAGGUCCUAUAGAAGAGUUCCAAUGGCUUGGCCUGAUAUUGUUUGUGGCUGUUCCCUUCCCUGGAACUGGGGCAUGGACUGGAGCCUUUGCAGCUACGAUAUUAGAUAUGCCUUUCUGGGAUGCUCUUUCUGCCAAUUUCUUUGGGGUUGUUUUUGCAGGAUUGCUAGUUAAUUUAUUGGUGAAUCUUGGAAUCAAAUAUGCUAUUGCUGUUGGAGCCAUUUUAUUUUUUGUCUCUACUGUAAUGUGGAGCUUCCUCAGGUACCUUAGGAAACCAUCAAACAAUAUUAACUAAUUGUAACCGGCUGAAUUAUAGGCAUAGAACUAUUUUUGCUCAUAAACUUUGAGCUUUUACGGACUUGUAUAACACUGCAGAAGGGAAGACUCUCCAAGGUAUUUUUCAAGAAAUAGAGUUCCAAAUAAAAAAGACUAACUGUGGUGAUAAUGCAAUUCAAAGGAAAUUUGCAAA
Molecule: messenger RNA, 1462 nt
Organism: Cryptomeria japonica (Japanese cedar)
Lineage: Eukaryota; Viridiplantae; Streptophyta; Pinopsida; Cupressales; Cupressaceae
Exons: 3
Coding region: 434-1288 (284 amino acids)
Cellular component (GO): chloroplast
Source: RefSeq, a predicted model, not a curated record